GCCCACAGCAAUAUUUAUAAAAAAGAAUAUGGAUGGUAAUAAAGACGAAGCAGAAAAAUGUUUUUUAUUUGCCAAAAAAUUUUCUUUGAAUGGAAAUAAAGAAAAAGCUAUUAAAUUUUUAAAUAAAUCUAUAAAAUUAUUUCCUACUAAAAAAGCUGAGGAUUUGUUAAAAGAACUUUCAGAAAAUAUACAAAACGGAACUGCCAAUAAUGAUAGCUCAGACAGAAAGCGUACACACAACAACUCUAAUAGUCAUUCAGCAAAGAAGGAGGAGGUUCAAAAAGAAGAACUUCAAGUUGAAUUAAAUUAUACACCUGAGCAACUUAAAGAAGUAAAAAGAAUUAAAGGUUGUAAAGAUUUCUAUGAUGUUCUUGGUAUAAGUAAAGACUUUACAGAUAAUGAAUUAAAGAAAGCUUAUAGAAAGUUAGCAUUGCAGUUUCAUCCUGAUAAAAAUCAUGCUCCUGGUGCAGCAGAAGCUUUUAAACGAAUAGGUGCUGCUUUUGCUGUUCUAAGCGAUAAAGAUAAGCGAAAACGUUAUGAUCAAUAUGGUGAACAACUUGGUCCUUCACAAUCUACACAAAGAUACCAUAGGGAAGAGUUUUUUGAAGGAGAUGUGUCACCAGAAGAUUUGUUCAAUAUGUUCUUUGGUGGUGGAUUUCCUCAAGGUCAUGUUUAUACUUACCGUCAACAACCAAGACAGCAUCGAAACACUCAUCAACAACAGAAUGUAUCAUCUGUGUAUCCAUUAGUUCAAUUGCUACCAAUCCUUCUGAUUGUUUUGUUUUCACUUCUUUCACCAUACCUGAUACCUGAACCUAUAUACAGUUUUCAACAGACAUCGCAAUACAGAUUUCCAUUCAAAACAAUUAGACAUAAAAUUCCAUUUUAUGUCAAGGAUCCCAAAUUUAAAGUAGACAUGUCAGAUAAAAGUUUUGAUGAGCUAAGUUAUAAAAUUGAGUCUGAUUACAUUGAUACUCUUCGUGUCAGAUGUCACAAAGAAAGACAAUAUCAAGCAGAACUUUAUUACCAGGCUCAAAUAUGGGGAAAUUCUGAGAUAAAGAGACGUGCUCAAUCAUAUCAGCUUGAUUCAUGUAAUCGCCUUCAAGAAAUUUCGUCGGCUUAGUAAAACCUAGCCCUUUAAAAUGUUAUUAGUGCGUCAUUUUUCAAAAUGAUAACUGCUAUUUCAUUAAGGCUAUGUUAUAAGAUUUUCUAAUGAUAUUCAAGUCGCAUAGCCGAGCAAAGAGUCAACACGCAUCCGAAAUGUUGAAUAAAAGAUAAAUAUGUGAAUACAAUAUUGAACUUACAUUAUACAACGUGAACUACAAUACCUAAAUAUUUAUGAUUACAUAAAUUAAUUUUAUAAUUUUAUGUUUUAAAUUUUUUUAUAGCUCA
Molecule: messenger RNA, 1392 nt
Organism: Hydra vulgaris (swiftwater hydra)
Lineage: Eukaryota; Metazoa; Cnidaria; Hydrozoa; Anthoathecata; Hydridae
Product: dnaJ homolog subfamily B member 12
Biological process (GO): cellular response to misfolded protein
Cellular component (GO): endoplasmic reticulum membrane
Molecular function (GO): Hsp70 protein binding
Source: RefSeq, a predicted model, not a curated record